AACCCCGACCACUAGGCCGCAGCGUCGCCAUGGAAACGCGAGGCCGGGCAGCCCCGCUUCUUCCUCCGCUCAGUUCCGCCCCCACCGGUCCGCGUGACGGUGAGGUCAUUUCCGGCGCGGGGAAACCUGGAGGCAGAAUGGCCAUGAGUGGAGAUGACGAGGAGUUCGCCUGGACGGCCCCCACGGCGGCGGAGAUGAAGGUGAUCGAGGCUCGGCGGGAGCGUCAGGACAAGAUCAGCAAGCUGAUGGGGGACUACCUGCUCAAGGGCUACCGGAUGCUGGCAGACUGCUGUGCGGAGUGUGGGACCGUCCUUCUCCAGGACAAGAAGCAGAAAAGUUACUGUGUGGCCUGCCAGGAGCUGAACUCCGACGUGGACAAAGACAACCCAGCCUUGAACCCGCAGGCGGCUCUGACGCAAGUGAGGGAGCGACAACGUCUCUACAACGGCCAGCCCGAGCAGCCAUACGGGAGCCGUCCCACUCCAGACCGGCAGGUGGGGGCACCGUCUCCGGAGCUGCCCGAGCCGGUGGCUCCCUUCCUUGUCCCUCGUCCCGUGGCGCCAGACGCCUCCGCCCCCCCUCCCGCGGUCCCGGAGGCCGGCACCCCUGCCGAGGCCGAGCGGGCAGUGCUGCGGAAGAUGGCUUGGGCCUGCGCCGAGCUGGAGCGGGCCGCGUCCGUCGAGUACAGCGCGCAGCUCUGCGGCCUGAUCCGGAGCUGUGCCGACUCCCUGCACAGCCUGAAGCGGCUGGCGUAGGCACGGCGGUGAGGAGCGUCCCUGUCCCCUAGCCCUCCUCCCCAGCGCCAGCCUAUCUCCCCCUGACCCUGCCUCCACAGGCCCUCUCCCUCUCCUGCCCCCAGUGUUGCCACACCCUGCUGAUUGUUUGAAACGGUCGGUGCAUCCCAAUCUUCCAGGGGGCUUGACAUGUGGCUGACCACACCCCCUCCCUUGGACAAACCCUCGCUCCUGCAGCACGCAAUUGCCUGGAUGCGUCGAGUUGCUGCUGUUUGAUGCCCCAGCCCCUCCCUGAACCCCGCCGCCGUGGAAGCGGUCGUUGUAAUUCCACGUCUGGGCUCCAGGGAGCAGUGCCGAGCCCACCGGCCGCUGGAAGGUGACCGUCUGAGGAGGAAGUU
Molecule: messenger RNA, 1132 nt
Organism: Hypanus sabinus (Atlantic stingray)
Lineage: Eukaryota; Metazoa; Chordata; Chondrichthyes; Myliobatiformes; Dasyatidae
Gene: znrd2
Product: zinc ribbon domain containing 2
Exons: 4
Coding region: 30-755 (241 amino acids)
Source: RefSeq, a predicted model, not a curated record